UCCAUUGUUAAAAAAGCUCAAGGAAGUAAAUUUUUUAGUUCAGUGAGAAAAAAAUGCCGUACGGUGAUUUAAAUUCGUUAAUUAGUAGUUUAAUUUCGUUUGAUCAAUUAAAUUUAUCGCCGGUAAUCGAACGUAAGUUUAAAAAAAAACGUUUUGUGCCAAAUAUACUAAGAAGACAGAGACGGAGUGAAGUCAUAAAGCAGGACAAAGUCUUUGAUAAAAUUUAUCCAAAAGUAAAUCGCAGAAAGCAGAAUUUUUUUGAAAGAAUCGACCAAGUGAUCAGCCAGAAAAUGAAUGAAAAUAUGGAGGAAGGUUUGGACCAGUCUCCAAUGUGGUAUGUAGGUGAUACUGAUGAUUAUUUAGAUGUUCAGCGUAUUGAGAUUGUUGAUAAGUUUAAUUUUAAUUCGCCUGAAAAAAUGACUGAUGUUGCUUAUGACGACUGUAACGACCGCGGGUUUUUUGAAUUUAAAAAUCUCACUUUCGUUGAUGAUGUUGUCGUCAGCGGACUCGAAUUUCUGGAUGAUAACUCUAAAGUAAGCAAUAAUUUUUUUAUGACUGAAAGUUCUGGUCAUGAAGACAAAGACUUUUACAUUGACGCGAGCGAAUUCGAGUUUGAUUUUAUUGAUAGCGUGGAAGAAAGCGUAAAAAAUGAAUUUAUGGUUCUCGAAUUUGAUACUGAGAUUCUGGAGAAUCAAACUGAUGAGUCCAUUGAUCCAAAUCCUGGUAAGUUUGAGUACCAAGUGAUUGAUAAUUUCGAAGAGUAUAAAAAUGUGUUGAAAUCUUCAAACAUUGGUGAUUUUGAAGACGGAGUUUUAUUGGAUCCUUUAAAAGUCAGUGAUAAAGUUGAUCGUGAAUUGAAAGAGUGUCUGUGCACACUCUGCAGAACUAAGCCUUUGAUGAAGUCACGUCACCUGAAGCAGAAAGAAAAAAAAAUUAGUUCAUUAGAAGAUUCAUCCUCAGUUUUAACAUGUGCGUUUUGUAAAAAAAUAUUUAGUCGUAAGACUUCGUGCAAUAGACAUGCGGCUCAUUGUAGAGCCAGAAAAAAUUCCAGUGAGCAAUAG
Messenger RNA from Microplitis demolitor, 1061 nucleotides. RefSeq lists its product as uncharacterized. The transcript is spliced from 2 exons. Lineage: Eukaryota; Metazoa; Arthropoda; Insecta; Hymenoptera; Braconidae. The record is from RefSeq and is a predicted model, not a curated record. Bases 54 to 1061 code for a protein of 335 amino acids.